Messenger RNA from Humulus lupulus (European hop), 5306 nucleotides. RefSeq lists its product as uncharacterized. The record is from RefSeq and is a predicted model, not a curated record. Bases 4245 to 5300 code for a protein of 351 amino acids. NCBI's taxonomy places the organism in Eukaryota, Viridiplantae, Streptophyta, Magnoliopsida, Rosales, Cannabaceae. The transcript is spliced from 9 exons.
CUUCACUGUGUACACCCGGCCAUUUCUUUAUUUUCUUCUACUUCAUUCCGCCAGCGACCCAAAGGAAAUUUUUAUACGAUACAAACUUCAUGCGCAGGGAUGCGUUAGAGGGGUCCAAACCUUUGAUAGCUUUGAGGUUUUUUGACAACCAAAAUCGACAAAUUGUCUAUGCCCCUCUAUACUGAAGGACUCUGAUUAUAAUGAAGUAGAUAGAGCUGAGUGCCAAUUUUCUACAACUUCAACUGUACUUGACAAUGGAUCACAGAGUACUCCCUUUCAUCCACCAAAGAACACCAUAAAUGGUUUCUUCGAAUUCAUUGAAAGCCUCUGGAAUGAACUGUGGAAGGAUUUGAAAGAUUUCAUUACUGGACAAACUUGCAGGCUCCAGUUAAUUAUUUUGCUUGAUUAUUGUUGAUUGCAAGAGGUAUGUAUGUUAUCUUAUUAGAGGAGUUUGAAUAUCUUAAAUAUUCAUCCAUAGUGAAGUAGGUUUUGAGAUUAAAAUUGUGUGUUGCGGUGAUAAUGGAAGGUUGAGAACUUGUGUGUUUUAGUGAAGUAGGUUCUGGAAAAUUUAUUUGUGUGCUGUGGAGAUAUAAGGAAGAAACUUAUUGUGUGUUGUUUGAAUUGUUUGAUUCACUGUUGAUAGAUGGUUAGGUCACUAUUAUAAGGGAAAUGUUGUCCAAAUUCAUCUAGAAUUAUGUUUUAUUUUUUUAUAAGGGACACCUCUGUCGAAUUUUUUCUAGGAAAUGGACAAGAGUUGGAUAACAAAGGACAGACUUUCAAAAGAGUAUGAAGCGGGAGUUGACAAUUUUAUUAAGUUAGCCUUAGAAAAUACGACGGAUCCUUCCAGAGUUCAUUGUCCUUGUAGAAAAUGUUCAAAUUUGAAAAAAAUGGAUAUAAUGGAGAUAAAGAGUCAUCUAUACUUUAACGGAAUGGACCAAACAUAUGUCAAGUGGAUUUGGCAUGGAGAAGAAGAUGACUCUAAUAAUAAUGUUCCCAAUGAAAGAAAACAAUUUGAUCAAGUAUUUGAUGACCCUGUAGAGAUGGUGAGAGAUGCAGAUGAACGUUUUGUUGAUAAACCUAAAGAAUUUUUGAAAUUCUUAGAAGAUGCACAGAAACCAAUAUUCUCGGGGGCACCUUUGUCAAAAUUAGUUGUUUUAGUAAAACUAUACAACUUGAAAGCUGGUAGUGGUUGGAGUGACACAAGUUUCACAAAGUUAUUAACUUUAUUAAAAGAAAUUUUACCAAAAGACAAUGAAUUGCCUUCCUCGCUUUAUGAAGCGAAAAAAACAUUGUGCACAUUGGGAAUGGAGUAUAGCAAGAUUCAUGCUUGUCCAAAUGAUUGUGUUCUAUAUCGAAAUCAAUAUGAGAGUGCAACUGAGUGUCCCGUAUGUAAAACAUAUAGAUGGAAAAAAAAUAAGAACAACAAAGAAUGUAAGAAAGGGAUUCCAGCAAAAGUAUUGUGGUAUUUGCCACCAAUACCUAGGUUUAUACGUUUGUUUCGAAACCCCGAACAUGCUGAAAGUUUGCGAUGACAUGAGGAUGGAAGGAUCAAAGAUGACAAAAUGCGCCAUCCAGCUGAUUCCCCAGCUUGGAAAGAAGUGGAUGAACUAUGGCCUCAAAUAAGAGAGGAUCCUAGAAAUCUUCGACUGGGACUUUCUGCUGAUGGCAUCAAUCCAUUCAGCAAUAUGAGCUCAUCUUAUAGUUGUUGGCCAGUGAUUCUAUGUAUUUACAAUCUUCCUCCUUGGUUGUGUAUGAAAAGAAGAUUCACAAUGUUAACUUUGUUGAUAUCAGGCCCCAAGCAACCUGGAAAUGAUAUAGAUAUCUAUUUAUCACCUUUGAUAGAUGACUUGAAGGCAUUGUGGAACGGAAUUGAUUGUUAUGAUUCUUUUAAAAAAGAAAAUUUUAUACUUAGAGGCGUACUCUUAUGGACAAUCAAUGAUUUUCCUGCUUAUGGUAAUUUAUCUGGAUGUUUUGUGAAAGGAUAUAAAGGAUGUCCAAUAUGCGGUAAACAAACAAGCGCAUAAGAUUAGAACACUGUAGGAAGAUGUGUUAUAUGGGUCAUAGAAGGUUUCUACCAGAAAAACAUUAUUACCGGAAACAAAAAUUAGCAUUUAAUGGUGAGCAAGAGUUCCGAGAAGCGCCUACACCAAUGACUGGAGAAGCUGUCUACGAAGAGAUUCGUUUAAUAGAAAAUAAAUUUGGUAAGCUUGUAGAAAAGGUCAAUGAAAGUGUAGAGACAAAGGGGAAAAAGAAAGGCAAAUUUAAAACAAACAUAAAACGAAAACGCAAUAAGAAAGACCAAUCAGUGGAAGAUCCAAAGAAUACUACAUGUUGGAAGAAAAAUUCAAUUUUCUUUGAAUUGGAGUAUUGGAGAUAUUUGUUAGUAAGACAUAAUCUUGACGUCAUGCACAUUGAGAAAAACAUAUGUGAUAGUUUGAUCGGAACCUUACUUAAUAUUCCUGGUAAAACUAAGGACAGUAUCUCUGCUCGCAAGGACCUUGUGUUAAUGUCUGAAUCGAAAAAAGAUUUGGCACCUGAAACAGGUGAAAGAAGAACAUAUUUUCCUCCUGCUUGUUACACCUUGAAGAUGAGAAACGUAAACUUUGUGAAACUUUGGCAAAUGUUAAGGUUCCAGAUGGGUAUUCAUCAAAUAUUCGUAAUUUAGUAUCUUUGAAAGAUUGUAGACUAAUCGGUCUUAAAUCUCAUGAUUUCCAUGUAUUGAUACAACAAUUACUUCCAAUUGCUAUUCGAGGAUCACUAGACCAACAUGUUAGAAAUGCUAUAAUACGAAUGUGUUUGUUUUUUAAUGCCAUAUGUUGUAAGGUGGUUGAUGUAUCUAAGUUGGAGAAGUUCCAAAUAGAAAUUGCCAAGACCUUGUGCUCAUUUGAGCAAUACUUUCCUCCAUCUUUUUUUUGAUAUCAUGGUUCAUUUGGCAGUGCAUCUUGUUAGAGAAGUAAAAUUAUGUGGGCCUGUAUGUUUUCGUUGGAUGUAUCCAUUUGAAAGAUUGAUGAAAGUUUACAAAGGUUAUGUUAGAAAUCGAAAUCGUCCAGAGGGUUGUAUAGUUGAGGCUUACAUAGCAGAAGAAGCCGUUGAAUUUUGUACUGAGUACAUUACUGAUGCAGAAGCGAUUGGUAUUCCCAAAAAGACAAUGAGUGAAGAUGUUACUGGAAGAGGCAUCAACAAUGGAAGGCUCACCUUGAUCAAAAAAGAAGAUUGGGAUGUUGCUCAUCGAAAUGUUCUAGAGAAUAAAAUUGAUGUUCAAGCUUACAUAGAGUAAGUAUUAAUAUCAUGUGAAAUGAUAUUUAAGCAAUGAUUUAUUGUCAUAAUAACAAUAUUCUUUAUUUUAGAGAACACUUGGAAUAUCUUCAUCAUGAGAAUCGAAAUAAAUCAAGAAAGUGGAUCCAAGAUUACGACCAUCAGACUUUUCAUCAAUGGUUUCGUGAUAGGGUAACCUAUGCUAAUUACUUCAUCAUAAGUAUUCUUAGUUUUAAAAAAUUACUAUUUUAAAGUCUAUAAUUUAUUUUACAUUAUGCAGAUUCAAUCUGAAUUGAGUAAGGAGUUUCACAAAGUAUCUGAAAACUUAAGAUGGAUUUCAUUAGGUCCAACUACAAUGGCAAUUAAGCAUGAUGGAUUUGUCAUCAAUGGUUAUAGAUUUAGUACAAAAGCUCGUGAUGAUGUUAGAGUGACACAAAAUAGCGGUGUAUGUAUUGUUGCAAAAACUCUUCAAUUUGCUUCAGCUCGUGAUAAGAAACCAUUUUAUGGAGAUAUGAAAUUUUAUGGAGUCAUUGAAGAAAUAUGGGAGCUUGAUUAACGUGAUUUUAGGAUGGAAAUGUUCAAAUGCAAUUGGGUAGAAGACAAAUAUAUCAUAUCAGAUGAGUUAGGAUGUACUUUAGUGGAUCUCAAUAAAAUAGGACAUAAAGAAGAAUCAUUUAUAUUAGCAAGUCAAGCAAAACAAGUGUUCUAUAUUCAAGAUCCAUCAGAUUCAAGAUGGUCAAUUGUACUUGCAUCACAACCAAAAUUCAUAGGUGGUGAUGAUGAUGGUGAUUAUGAGAUUGGCGAACUUCAAACUUUUGAGAAAGGAAUUGGAGAUAUCAAUGAAUUUGAGGGAAUCGAAUCAAUAGUUGGACCAUAUGUUCGACGCGAUUGUGAUGGAAUUUGGAUUGAAAGUUUGUAUUUAAAAUAUUCUUAUCAUUUGUUUAUUUUAUAUACUAAUCUUUAUACUUGUUUUUUUCCUGAAUAAGAUCAUGGACAAUCGUGAAGAGCAUCCCGAAGAGGAACUUGAAGACAAUGCAGACGAAGGCAUUGAUGUAGAAGAGGCUGGUACUGAAGAUCCAAUGACAAAUAAGAAGAUAAGUAGGCAAACUAAGGGGAUAGUGCGAUUGGCAAAAAUAAUUGCUGACAAAAUCAAAGGGAUAAAGAUAAAUUUAAGGUUUAACAAGAGAGGGCCAUCAAUUGGAACUCCGGAGAGAGCGUUACAAUGCUAUUUGGGGAUGCAAGCAAAGUCAAUGGUGUCGAUUACAUAUGAUAAUUGGCAUGAUGUUCCUGCUGCAACUUUAGAGAAUUUUUGGAAAGAUGUAAAUCUAGCUUUUCAUCUUAACGAGGGAAUGAGAAAGGAAGUGAUGAGUUCAGUAGGCAUCAAGUGGAGGGCAUUCAAAACGUUUUUGACUAGAAGAUUUGUAGCACCUUUCAUUACCAACCCACAUUUAUUGGAAUAUAAUCCCACUGCAUUAGAUGUGCCUCCAAAAAGAUAUAGCAUUCCUGAGGAAGAAUGGAAAAUAUUCGUCACCAAAAGAAAAAGUAAAGAAUUUCAAGAAUUUAGUAAAAAACAAAAAGAGAGGCGUGCUGCUUUGGAGUAUCCUCAUCGUUCAUCACGACGCAGUUAUAAAGAAAUAGAAUUUGACCUUCAAACUAAAUUAGGCACAGAUGAGCCAAUAGACCGAUCUAUACUUUGGAAGGAGGCAAGGAAAGAUGCAUCGGGAAAUUAUGUAAAUGAACGUGACAAGCUUAUAGGAGAUGCCAUAGAUGACCUUCUAGAUCAAAGAAACGAGGGGACACUUGUAGAAUUUGGGACAAACGAUAUAUUGACACAAGUGUUAGGGAAAAAGGAGCAUCCUGGUAGAGUAAGAGGCCAAAGUCGUAGUGUUACACAAAGAGACUACUUUUUGAAGCCAGCAGGAGGUUUUAGUGGACUUCAACAAUAUCAAUUUCAAUUUCAACAACACCAAUCGCAAAAAUACUUAGAUGACUUUAAAAAGUUAGAGCAAUCGUUUGAGCAAAGACUACGUAGUCAAGCUGAAUAAUUUAAA